This is a messenger RNA of Leishmania mexicana MHOM/GT/2001/U1103, 4650 nucleotides long. RefSeq names its product putative ATPase. The record is from RefSeq and is a predicted model, not a curated record. The coding region runs from base 1 to 4650 and encodes 1549 amino acids. Gene Ontology annotation, cellular component: nucleus. NCBI's taxonomy places the organism in Eukaryota, Euglenozoa, Kinetoplastea, Trypanosomatida, Trypanosomatidae. Gene Ontology annotation, biological process: positive regulation of transcription by RNA polymerase II. Gene Ontology annotation, molecular function: ATP binding; ATP hydrolysis activity; histone binding. The transcript has a single exon.
AUGGUGCUCACACGAUCGCAGGCCAAGCGCGGUCGCAGCAGCGACGCUGGGGAUGACGGCGACAGCAGUGUAGUUGGCUCGAUCUCUUCGGACGCUGACACCUCAGACAGCGACGAUGCCCAUCGCGAAUCAACAGUGAAGUCGAGGUCGUCUUUUGCUGAGACAACACCCAUAAGGAACGGCAGCUUGGCGAGUGGGCAGCGUGGCGCAUCGCUGCUUGCGUCGCCGCAGGGAGAGCAACUUGGCCGCGGAUGUCGAGUGUCACAUGCCACCGUCUCCCUCGACGAGCAGUAUCUCGCGGCCUCGUUGCGUCGCUCGAAACCUCUGCAACGCAGCCCGGGACACCGUGGCAACGACGGGGUCGGCGUCGCAAGGACGAGAGGCAGCGACGAAGAAGACGAUGGCCUCGCCAUCCACUCCCGAUACCCGCAACGGGAGGCAGCGAGGAAGGCGGUGGAAACUCUUCGCAGCAUGAUCGCUCACUCCAACGGGGCUGCCAGACGUGGCGGUAGUGGCGCGGCUGACGAUGAGGACAGCGACAGCAACAGCAUGGGGGCUUUCAACUUCCGCCAUCACCCGGAACUGGAGGAGGAGAUAAAGAAGAGUCGCGAGAUGCAUCGGCGGCGAUGCCACAACAGGAACAGUGAUAGCGACGAUGACGAGGAGGAGUCCACCGCCUCUUCUUCCUCCGAGGAAUUGGCCGAUGAGAAUGCCCCUGCCAGGCGAGCCACGCGCGGGCGGCCUCGCCUCUCGACGGACUGGCGUGGCAGCGCGGCGGCACAGUCGUCAAACUCCCCAGCAGGGGCGACGACACGUCGCGCCCGCGCUGCCGACGCUGAUGCCGUGUCGAUCGACUCGUCCAUCAGCGACGCCUCCAUGCGGGAAGAAAGUGUCGAGCGGAUGGCGCAGCAGGACCAGCGCGCCGGCCCUUCCUCACCCUCCAGCGAAAGCGGUGAAGGCAGUCUCACUGGCGACUUCAUGACGGAGGCGCAGCGGCGCCACGCCGUCCGCCAAGCCCGCGAAAGCGUCACCGAGAACAUCAACAUCAACCACUACAUGGCGGACGCCGUCGGCGUGAAGGACUCGAGGAAAGUCCGCCGCCGCCAACUGGACCGGCGCUACCGCUGGCUGAUGCACCAGGAAGAGGAUGCGCGGAUGCGGGGCGACGGCUAUGGCGGCGGCGCAGGCGCAGCGGACGGCGGGAGUGGCGGCGCGACGACAACGGCGAACGGGGCGCUGGGGGACAUCUCCCCCUUGCAGAUCGAUGAUGGCAUCACCUUCGACAGCGUUGGCGGUCUGCCUGAGCACAUAGUGACGCUGCGAGAGAUGGUGUUGCUCCCGCUGCUCUACCCGGAUCUGUUCGAGCGCCUUGACCUCAAGGCACCGCGCGGUGUGCUCUUCGUCGGCCCGCCUGGCACGGGGAAGACACUGAUGGCUCGCGCGCUCGCCAACGAGGGGUCGGGGUUUGCGCGCGGCAGCAACACAGGCGAGGCGACACCGUCGCAGCAGCAGCAGCGCAUCACGUUCUUUGUUCGAAAAGGUGCGGAUUUACUCUCGAAGUGGGUAGGCGAAAGUGAGCGCCAGCUGAAACUUCUCUUCGAGGAGGCGAAGCGGCUGCAGCCGAGCAUCAUCUUCUUCGACGAGGUGGACGGCCUCGCACCAGCGCGGCACGCCAAGGCGGAGCAGACGCAGGCCGCCCUCGUCUCGACGUUGCUGGCGCUCCUGGACGGUCUGGAGGACCGCGGACAGGUGGUCGUGAUUGGGGCGACGAACCGGCCAGACACACUGGACCCCGCCCUGCGCCGCCCCGGUAGGUUUGAUCGGGAGCUUGUGUUUCCGCUCCCAGAUGCGGCGGCGCGGCGACACAUCUUGACCAUUCAACUGGCGAAGAAGGCGAUGCCUGGUAAUGCGGCACAGCGCGCAGCCCUCUUGAAGGACUUGGUCGAGAUGACUGAGGGCUACACUGGCGCCGACCUGGCUGCGCUGUGCACCGAAGCUAGUCUUCACCGCCUCCGCUCGGCACUUCCGCAGCUCUACCUCAGCAGCCAGCGCUUGUUAGUGCCACGCGACGUGGAGAAGACACAGCUGCACGUGCGCACCGAGGACUUCUACGCCGCAGCUCAACUGAUGCAGCCAUCGCUGCGCCGCCCUCGCAACCGCGGUGCCAGCGGAGUGGCGGAUUCCUUUCUGGACCCGUACAUCGAAGUGCUGCUGCGCGGCACGCGCGACGCGACGCUCGCGGCAUUGGCGCCGUCGUGGUCUCUGGUCGACAAGGCGUUGCGGGCCGGCUCACGCGACUGUCAAGAUAUGGCUACGGCGCUCCGCUCACUCUGCACGGUUCCGAUCCCGCAGCCACCGCGACCAUGCUUGCUUGUGCUCCGUGAGGCAUCGGACGAUUGGUCAUCAUCUUGGUGCGCCCCCGCUGCCGCGCCUGUCGAUCGGUCAGGAGAGCAGCAUCAGCAGCAGCGCGCACUACGGCUGCAUCACCUGGCGAUUAGUCUGCUCAAGGGACUACCACGCCUGCCGCAGCUCACGGUUCACCUGCCCCAGCUUUGCUGGGAUGACAGUGAGUCGAGAGGAACCUGGCGCGCCUCGACCUCAGUCGCGGACGACUGCCUGGGCGGCGGAUCGGGCAGUGGCUUUGCGGGCAUCAGCUUCACGCACAUGAGCCACGUGGUGGACUCGGUGCGCCAGUGCAGCCCGUGCGUCGUGUACUUGAGCGGUGUGGAAGAGUGGCUGAGGGGAACUAGCGCAGAGCAAGAGACGACAGCCAUUGACUUGUCUUCAGACGACGAAGGGGUAGUCCACAUCGGCUCCGAGGCGGCAUCGCAUACGGACCUCUCACGGCCCGACGCCUUCACCACUUCCGCAGAUGCCACGGUGGUUAUCGAUCCUGCAGAGCGCCCGCCACCCGUGCACCACCAGCAGCUCUCUCGCAGGCGGCAGCAUCUAUUAGAGAUGCUCCGCUACUACCUGAACACAAUGGCUGACACGGACGUCAUCUUCGUGCUUCCCUGCGCGACGGCUGCGACGUGCGAGCUGCUCAUCGGACCUGAGAGCCCUGCCCCCGCCACUUCCAAACCGCGGACUGCGGCGACGGCAUUAUCCCCACAACAGCUGGACUCCCUGUCGCCAUCUUCACCGACUCUCCAAGCAGACCCACCGAGCGCGGUGCAGCUCAGGCGCUUCUCGGCGCGGCAGCAGCUUCUGCACCCGCAGUUCUCGUUGGUGGUCGCAGCCGUAUCCGCCGCACCACUGCCGAAUGACCUGCGCCACUUCGUGGAGUACGUCUACCGCAUCGUUGCCAUGACGCUUCAGCUGCACCACCGCACCGCUGUGGGCAAUGCAACGGGCGACCCUCAAAAGCUGCACGGGGGGACGAGGGCGGCGGCGGCGGCUGUCGGGCCUUGCGGUGCACUCGUGGUAGACGAAGCGCCGCCGUCGUCACCGCUCUCCGCCGCUAAUCUGCGUGCUCGCCGGCGCGCCGACCGUGCCCAACGGUCCGAGCUCUGGCGCAAGGUCGAGUACCGCCGCCUGCAGCUGCGCCACGUACUGAUGAAGUGGAUGAGUCAGUAUAUCAACUCGGGCAAGUUCAAACUGUUGGCCAGCGCCGACCUCGACUUCGCUGCUGAUAACCCGCAGCUCAAGUCGUGGCAGCAGCACACGCGUCACCAUCGCAUUGGUCUGCAGGACAUCCUCGAGAAGAUCGAGGACGAGGCGUACGUGUGUCUCUCACAGUACCACGACGAUAUUGACCAGCUCGUGCGCAACGUGCGCUCUUUUUUCCGCACGCGGGCGGCGCAGGAUCAGCGCUACCGCCUCAAGGCGCUGGACCUGAAGGAGACCUGCCUGCUGAAUAUGUACAGGCUGAACCGCGCCGUCAUCCGCUUCUGCGAGGAGACGCGCGACGUUCACGAGCCCUCGUCGGAUGAGGAUGCAGCGGACAUGGGAGAGGAGCAGCGCGUUGGGACCGAGGGGCCAGGGCGAGAUCCCACCGCGCUUGUCUCCAAGGACGCGGACCCGGCCCUCAUCGCAGAGCGGUCUCGCCGGGCCAUGAGCUUCACUCAGCGUCCCUCGGCCUCGGUGCGGCGGAAGCCGCGGCGGUACUACGGAGAACGGAGUCGUCGCCGAAAGCCCAGGAACGACUCGAAGGCAGAAGCGAGGAAGACGGCAGACGAAGUGGUGCUGCCGAGCGACGGCGGUGGCGACGACGAUAGCGGUCACGGUGAUGAGGAGGAUGAGCAAGUUUCGAACGAAGGCUCAGCCAGUGAGAAGAAAGCGGCAGCAGCAGCAGUAGAGGAGGAGGACAGCACAGUGAACGGUAGCCACACGUCUGCUUCUGGUGUGGCCAAGGGCGGAGGAUCUGUCUUGAUCACUGCCUCAUCGGUCCAGGACUGGGCAUGCGGCCUUCUUGCUUCCCUGUCCUACACACGCCUCUCCCAAGUCUUCAAGUCGAUGAUGCGUGGACUAGAGAUGGAGGUGCGCAGUGUAGAGUGUCAGGUGGCGUCGACCGUGCUGCCUGGUGAGGCUGGAAAGCCGAAUGACGCUGCAGGCAUUCCACUAAUAGUGGCGGGGGAUAGUGAGGGAGCACCAGAUGCGUACGCCGCGACGGUGUUCAGGCAGCUUCUACUCGCAGCAGUCGGUGAGUGA